CUCUCUCUCUCUCUCUCUCAGCCAACCCAAGUAAUAACCCAACUAUCUCUCUCUCUCUUUACCGAUCCCUCUCUCUCACUCCACCACCAUUCACCGCCGUCUUUUGGUAGGGAGAUCCUUGUAAUUUUUUAUGUGGUCCACUAAGUAAUCGGAUCUUAGUCUUUCCUUCUUUCUUUUUUUGUUGAAUGAUUGGAUCUAAGCCUUGUGCAUACAUAUUGAGUCGAAGUUGUAAUAGAUCUACUCAUUUACCUCACGUCCUCAUCAGAUUGAAAAUAUUUCUUCUUCUUUUUUUUUUCAUUUUUGAAAGAGAGUAAGACUAAAUGAGAGAGAAUGAAGUGUUUUGGCUCAAUUAAGCUAAGGUGAUCGAGGUGUCUCCAACAGGAGCGGCAACAGUGGCUUCGAACAGUGGUGGUGUGAGAGACGAGACCGGUGAAGAAAUUAAUGGACAGGUUUUGUUUUACUUGGGUUUAAGUUAAGUGCUAUAUGUGGUUAAGGGAAUUGGGGACUUUGGCUGGUCAUGUGACAAGCACAUGACCCAGGACACAUGUUGGCUUCAUAAGUUGACACCUAAUACUGUUUGUAGCAAGUUGCAACUCCUAUGAACAUGUUUGCAGCAAAUCUUUGUCCUCUUUAUAAAAUAGUGAACAAAUGUUAUUUCUUGAAAGUAUUUUUCAGCACAAUUAUCAUUAAUAAGCCCCCAAUUAACUCCUUAGAAUUAAUAAACCCCAAAUAAUGAUCUAAUAAAUCUAAUUAAAAAGAUAAUUACACCAAUUAUUCAUGGAUAAUUAUUGUUUGACCAUCUAAUUAAUUAAAUAUGUGCAAUCUUAUUAUUAAUUUUAGUCCAAAUUAAUUGGAUCAUGAUACUUCAUUGAUUUCAAGUUAAAUUGUCAUUAGACCAAUUAGGAUCAAUUGUUCAUAAUCACAUAUAUUUUGACUCAACUAUGUUGAUGCAUCAUAGUCAUUAUUGAAGGUAAAAGGUAGUCAAUUCAAGAUGACUAAUGUCAUGAACUUGAGAGAGGAAAUAAAUGUUUUUGAUUAAUUUUCUGCUUGCUUCUUAUUAAGCUUGUUUCUCAUUAAACAUAAAAAUCAAUUGAAUACAAGCAAAUAACAAUACUAGUAUACUACUAAUUCAAAUAACAAUUUAUCCAACACAUCAUCUACGGUCAUAACACCAUCUAAGAUAUUUUAACAAGCUUGUUCCAUCCUAAUCCUUUCUGUAUAAAUAAAAGGGCAAGGCAAGCCACUACUUUUAGGUUUUAACACAAACAUAGACACAAAGAGUAAAGGCCAUGGAUUUGCCAUUGCUUCUUCUCAAGGUUUCGUUCACAAUUGCGUUGGUGGGCUUUGUUAGCAAGUUAAUACAGAUAUGUGAUACUCUAAUAUUGAAGCCAGAAAGGCUUCGAUCAAAACUGCGAAGGCAAGGGAUCAGAGGCCCUCCACCCUCGUUUUUGCUCGGAAACAUUAAUGACAUGAAAAAGAUGAGGGCCAAUUCCUCAAAGACUCCACCAGGAGAGCAAGCAAUAACCCACAAUUGCUCUUCUGCGCUAUUUCCAUUAUUUGAGCUAUGGAGCAAAGAAUAUGGUUCUACGUUCAUGUUCUCACUUGGCAAUAUACAAAUAUUGCACAUGAACCAUCCUGAUGUGGUAAAGGAAAUAAGCAUAUGCACUUCCUUAGACUUGGGAAAGCCUUCCUAUCAACACAAAGAGCGAGGUCCUCUACUUGGCCAUGGGAUUCUGACUUCAAAUGGAGCAACAUGGGCUCACCAAAGGAAAAUCCUUGCUCCAGAACUAUACAUGGAAAAGGUCAAGGAUAUGAUGAACUUAAUGGUGGAGUCCUCAAUUACACUAGUGAACUCAUGGACUAAUCUGAUUGAGAGUGAGGGUGGAGUUGCAGAUGUUCACGUUGAUGAAUACAUGAGAAGCUUUUCUGGAGAUGUGAUCUCAAGAGCUUGUUUUGGCAGCAAUUACUCCAAAGGGGAAGAGAUAUUUUUAAAGCUUAGAGAACUUCAAGAGCAAAUGUCAAAAAAAGUUUUAUUAAGUGGCAUUCCUGUACUAAGAUAUCUUCCGACUAAGAGCAAUAGGGAAACAUGGAGGCUACAAAAAGAGGUCCGCGCUUUGAUUAUGAAGGUAGUGAAGGAAAGAAAGGAGGGAGCAUCACAGAAUGAUUUGCUGCAAAUGAUAAUUGAAGGUGCAACCAAUAGUGAUUUUGGUCAAGAUGAGACUGACAGAUUCAUUGUUGACAAUUGCAAGAACAUAUACUUAGCAGGGUAUGAGACAACUGCAGUAUCUGCAACAUGGACCUUGAUGUUGUUGGCCUCAAAUCCAGAGUGGCAACAACGAGUUCGUUCUGAGGUUCUCGAAAUUUGUGCUGAUCAAAUGCCUAAUGCUGACAUGGUUCGCAAGAUGAAGACGUUGACCAUGAUAAUUCACGAAUCAUUGCGCCUUUAUCCUCCAGUGCCAAUAGUGUCCAGGGAGGCAUUUCGAGACAUGAAAUUUGGAGACAUAAACGUACCUAAAGGUGUAAAUGUGUGGACCUUGAUGGUAUCCUUACACCAAGACCCUGAUCUUUGGGGACCUGAUGCCAACAUCUUCAAACCCGAAAGGUUUGCCAAUGGAGUCAAUGGUGCAUGCAAGCUCCCUUACGUGUACAUGCCAUUUGGGGUCGGUCCUCGUACCUGUUUAGGGCAAAACUUUGCCAUGGCAGAGCUCAAAAUUCUUCUUGCUUUGAUUGUGUCCAACUUCUCCUUUUCCUUGUCACCCAAAUACAGGCACUCCCCGGCAUUGAAGUUGAUUAUAGAGCCUGAAGAUGGUGUCAAUCUCCUUAUUAAGAAGCUGUGAACUAUGAGCCAAUUACUAUUAUAUAGUACUACUACUAUAGUUGGUAUUGCAGAAAGUUUUGUUAAUUGGUGCUUAAACUUGGAUUAUUACAAGAUCAAUGAACAUAUAGAAGCACUAGGCCCUACAUGGUAUCUUGUGA
This is a messenger RNA of Quercus lobata, 2976 nucleotides long. Its product is annotated as cytochrome P450 714C2-like. Lineage: Eukaryota; Viridiplantae; Streptophyta; Magnoliopsida; Fagales; Fagaceae. Bases 1290 to 2837 code for a protein of 515 amino acids. Gene Ontology annotation, molecular function: heme binding; iron ion binding; monooxygenase activity. The record is from RefSeq and is a predicted model, not a curated record. The transcript has 5 exons.